Molecule: messenger RNA, 1754 nt
Organism: Ceratotherium simum simum (southern white rhinoceros)
Lineage: Eukaryota; Metazoa; Chordata; Mammalia; Perissodactyla; Rhinocerotidae
Gene: SUCLG2
Product: succinate-CoA ligase GDP-forming subunit beta
Biological process (GO): succinyl-CoA metabolic process; tricarboxylic acid cycle
Cellular component (GO): succinate-CoA ligase complex; mitochondrion
Molecular function (GO): succinate-CoA ligase (GDP-forming) activity; metal ion binding; ATP binding
Source: RefSeq, a predicted model, not a curated record
UCCCCUCGCGCUCCUGCCCCUGCCCGCGCUCAGACCGGCUCCCCCGCCCGGGUUUCCUGGUUAAGAUGGCGUCCCCCGUGGCUGCGCAGGCCGGGAAACUUCUGCGACACCUGGCGCUCCGGCCCCGGCUCCUGGCGGCCAGGUCCCAGGCGGUGCAAUUAACCCCCAGAAGAUGGCUGAAUCUGCAGGAAUACCAGAGCAAGAAGCUGAUGUCUGACAAUGGAGUGAAAGUUCAAAGAUUCUUUGUAGCAGACACUGCGAAUGAAGCUCUGGAGGCCGCCAAGAAACUAAAUGCAAAAGAAAUUGUUUUAAAAGCCCAGAUCUUAGCUGGAGGAAGAGGAAAAGGUGUCUUCAGUAGUGGUUUGAAAGGAGGCGUUCAUUUAACAAAAGAUCCUAAAGUUGUGGGACAGCUGGCUAAACAGAUGAUUGGGUAUAAUCUAGCAACAAAACAAACUCCAAAAGAAGGUGUGAAAGUUAACAAGGUGAUGGUUGCUGAAGCUUUGGACAUUUCCAGAGAAACCUACUUGGCAAUUUUGAUGGAUCGGGCCUCCAAUGGCCCUGUACUAGUGGGCAGUCCCCAAGGGGGUGUUGACAUUGAAGAGGUGGCAGCUACGAAUCCAGAGCUUAUUUUCAAGGAGCAAAUUGACAUUAUUGAAGGGAUAAAGGACAGCCAAGCUGAGCGGAUGGCAGAAAAUCUAGGCUUCCUUGGGCCUUUGAAAAACCAGGCUGCAGAUCAAAUUAAGAAGCUGUAUAAUCUCUUCCUGAAAAUUGAUGCUACUCAGGUGGAAGUGAAUCCCUUUGGUGAAACUCCAGAAGGACAAGUUGUCUGUUUUGAUGCCAAGAUAAACUUUGAUGACAACGCAGAAUUCCGACAAAAGGACAUAUUUGCUAUGGAUGACAAAUCAGAGAACGAGCCCAUUGAAAAUGAAGCUGCCAGAUAUGAUCUAAAAUACAUAGGACUGGAUGGGAACAUUGCCUGCUUUGUGAAUGGUGCUGGACUCGCCAUGGCUACUUGUGACAUCAUUUUCCUGAAUGGUGGGAAGCCAGCCAACUUCUUGGAUCUUGGGGGUGGUGUAAAGGAAGCUCAAGUGUAUCAAGCAUUCAAAUUGCUCACUGCUGAUCCUAAGGUUGAAGCCAUCCUCGUCAAUAUUUUUGGUGGAAUCGUCAACUGUGCCAUCAUUGCCAAUGGGAUCACCAAAGCCUGCCGGGAGCUGGAACUCAAGGUGCCCCUGGUGGUACGGCUUGAAGGAACCAAUGUCCACGAGGCCCAGAACAUACUCAAUAACAGCGGGCUUCCCAUUACUUCGGCCGCCGACCUGGAGGAUGCAGCCAAGAAAGCUGUGGCCAGCGUGGCUAAGAAGUGACGCCUUUCUCCUGAUGCCUUGGAGGAAGAAGUCCGUUUUCCCAUAAAAAGGGAUGGUUUUCUCAUCACUGUGAAGGAAAUGGUUAUCUCAUUGGGAAAAAACAGGGGGAGGGGAUGAGCAACAAUCACUGUAUGAAAAAUUUUAAAUCUGUAUUUUCUUGAAUAAGAUUUCUAAACAACCUAAAUAAUCUGAUUUCACUUAUAGUCUUUAUUAAAUUAAUGUCCUGUGUUCUCAUACUUUUCUGUCAUGGUAAACCUGCUCCGUAGGCCUUGUUUCCCCAACUUUGGGGAGUAGUCUGUGUGGCCAAACAGUUUAUAUAUAGAGAGAGAGAAUUUGAAAUCAGGCCCUGAUUCAUUUACAAUUUUGGUGAACAUUUAGUCCUAUGUAAUA